Messenger RNA from Pipistrellus nathusii (Nathusius's pipistrelle), 1608 nucleotides. NCBI's taxonomy places the organism in Eukaryota, Metazoa, Chordata, Mammalia, Chiroptera, Vespertilionidae. The record is from the annotation of a GenBank genome assembly.
AUGUGGAGCGGCCGCAGCUCCUUCACCAGCCUUGUGGUGGGCGUGUUCGUGGUGUACGUGGUGCACACCUGCUGGGUUAUGUACGGCAUCGUCUACACCCGCCCGUGCCCGGGCAACGGUAACUGCAUUCAGCCCUACCUGGCUCAGAGGCCCAAGCUGCAGCUGAGUGUGUACACCACCACACGGUCCAAACUUGGUGCUGAGAACAACGUGGAUCUUGUCUUGAACGUGGAAGACUUUGAUGUGGAGUCCAAAUUUGAAAGGACAGUUAAUGUUUCUGUACCAAAGAAAACAAGGAAUAAUGGGACACUAUAUGCCUAUAUCUUCCUCCAUCAUGCUGGCAUUCUGCCUUGGAACGAUGGGAAGCAGGUGCACCUGGUUAGUCCUCUGACCACGUACAUGGUCCCCAAACCAGAAGAGGUCAAUCUGCUCACUGGAGAAUCUGCUGCACAGAAUAUCGAAGCUGAGAAGAAGCCGAUGAGUGCCCUGGAUGAACCUGUUUCUCACUGGAGACCAAGAUUGACCCUGAAUGUGAUGGUGGAUGACUUUGUCUUUGACGGGUCCUCCCUACCUGCCGAUGUGCAUCGAUACAUGAAGAUGAUCCAGCUUGGGAAGACCGUGCACUACCUCCCCAUCCUGUUCAUUGACCAGCUCAGCAAUCGGGUGAAGGACCUCAUGGUCAUCAACCGCUCCACCACCGAGCUGCCCCUCACCGUGUCCUACGACAAGAUCUCACUGGGGAGGCUCCGCUUUUGGAUCCACAUGCAGGAUGCCGUGUACUCCCUGCAGCAGUUUGGGUUUUCAGAGAAAGAUGCUGACGAAGUGAAAGGAAUUUUUGUUGAUACCAACUUGUAUUUCUUAGCGUUGACCUUCUUUGUCGCAGCAUUUCAUCUUCUGUUUGAUUUCCUGGCAUUUAAAAAUGACAUCAGUUUCUGGAAGAAAAAGAAGAGCAUGAUUGGGAUGUCUACCAAAGCAGUGCUCUGGCGCUGCUUCAGCACUGUGGUCAUCUUCCUGUUCCUGCUGGAUGAGCAGACAAGCCUGCUGGUCCUGAUCCCAGCGGGUGUCGGAGCCGCCAUUGAGCUGUGGAAAGUGAAAAAGGCUCUGAAAAUGACUGUUGUUUGGAGAGGCCUCAGGCCCAUGUUUCAGUUUGGCGCCUACAGUGAGUCUGAGAGGAAAACCGAGGAGUAUGACACUCAGGCCAUGAAGUACCUAUCAUACCUGCUCUACCCUCUGUGCAUCGGGGGCGCCGUCUACUCACUGCUGAACAUAAAGUAUAAGAGUUGGUACUCCUGGUUAAUCAACAGCUUCGUCAAUGGGGUGUACGCCUUUGGCUUCCUCUUCAUGCUGCCCCAGCUCUUUGUGAACUACAAGAUGAAGUCGGUGGCCCACCUGCCCUGGAAGGCUUUCACAUACAAGGCUUUCAACACCUUCAUUGAUGAUGUCUUCGCCUUCAUCAUCACCAUGCCCACCUCCCAUCGCCUGGCCUGUUUCAGGGACGACGUGGUGUUCCUCAUCUACCUGUACCAGCGAUGGCUCUACCCUGUCGAUAGGAGCAGAGUCAACGAAUAUGGGGAAUCCUACGAGGAGCAGAAACCCCACUCACAGUGA